UUUGUCUUUUUGUUUUAAUGGACGUCUCCGAAGGCCACCAUCAUCCCGUCGGCCGACCCAGCUGAGUCGCCUUGAUACCUUUAAAUUUCGCCAACUAUUUUACACAACUCAUAUAUGGAUUCGACGAUACGAUGGCAAACAUCGCCGUACAAAGAAUAAAGCGCGAAUUCAAGGAGGUUGUCAAGAGCGAAGAGGUUGCCAAGUGUGCCAUCAAGGUCGAGCUGGUCAAUGACAACUACACGGAGCUGCGGGGAGAGAUUGCGGGCCCUCCGGACACGCCUUACGAAGGCGGAACCUUUGUGCUCGAGAUCCACGUUCCGGAGACGUACCCUUUCAACCCGCCCAAGGUGCGCUUCAUCACGAAGAUAUGGCACCCCAACAUCAGUUCGGUGACGGGAGCAAUCUGCCUCGACAUCCUGAAGGACCAGUGGGCGGCGGCCAUGACGCUGCGCACGGUGCUGCUGUCCUUGCAAGCGCUGCUGGCGGCAGCUGAACCAGACGAUCCCCAGGACGCGGUCGUGGCCCGGCAGUUCAAGGAGAACCCAGAGAUGUUCAAGCUCACCGCUCAACACUGGGCACAGGUCUACGCCGGAGGUCCAAAGCACUUUCCAGAGUUUGAUGCAAAGAUCAAGAGGCUCCUUGACAUGGGAGUUGAAGAGCACCGUGCACGGGUUGCCCUGUCUUCGUACUCAUGGGACCUAGAGAAGGCUACAGAAGCCAUCUUCAGCUAGGACUAGAUGAAAGAAAGAAAAGAAGAAAAGAGACCUACUUGGAUUGUCUCCUACGCCUUUCUCUCCUUUUUAAUUUGAUGCAACCGUCUGGGACCCUUUUUCAACCCUCAUUUCAAAUCACUUUGCCACGAAGGAAAGUUCCUCCCGUUCCGGUUCGCCGGGCCGAAACCAUUCGUUGACGUGGGAAACAACGUCUUGGUCGUUUUUAAUGACCCUUUCGAUCGUCGUCAACCUUCUUCCGGUUUCGAUCGGCUCAAAGCACUCGCCAUCUUAGGUUACAGGCGGGCCGACGGGUUUUCACGGUACGUUAUAUAUGAUUGUGUCCGAGCUGUAGCCGUAAGCGUUGUUGCGAGUUGGGUUUAGCGGGCGACGCGUACGUGCCCCGAGCCUCCUCCGCAUUCGGCCCGAGAGCGUCGGUAUACAGAGCUUGUGAUUGGACCUCGAGAAAUCGGCCGGCCCCCUUCUUUUUGAAGCUGUGCGUUUGCCUGAGAGUUUUCAGAGGUUCUAUUUUUCUAUCGACACACUUUGGAGAUGCCUUUCUUUGCCUGGUUUCCUAUGUUGUUGUGACUGAUCAUUAAAGAUGUGCUUUUGAACAAAA
Molecule: messenger RNA, 1329 nt
Organism: Ixodes scapularis (black-legged tick)
Lineage: Eukaryota; Metazoa; Arthropoda; Arachnida; Ixodida; Ixodidae
Gene: Ubc4
Product: ubiquitin-conjugating enzyme E2-22 kDa
Exons: 6
Coding region: 132-731 (199 amino acids)
Biological process (GO): protein polyubiquitination; proteasome-mediated ubiquitin-dependent protein catabolic process
Cellular component (GO): nucleus
Molecular function (GO): ubiquitin conjugating enzyme activity; protein binding
Source: RefSeq, a predicted model, not a curated record